AGGCGGCUGCAUACCGGUGAGCGUCCCUUCACCUGCAGCGACUGCGGCAUAGGCUUCACCCGCUCCAGCAGCCUGCUGAAGCACCAACGCACCCACACCGGCGAGCGCCCCUACACCUGUGCCCAAUGCGGCAAGGGCUUCACUCAGUCCAGCAGCCUGAUGCAGCACCAGCGCAUCCACACUGGCGAGCGCCCUUACACCUGUGCACAGUGCGGCAAGUGCUUCUCCCAAUCCAGCAACCUGCUGAAGCACCAGCUAAUCCACACUGGCGAGCGUCCUUACACCUGUGCCCAGUGCGGCAAGGGCUUCACCCAAUCGUGCAGCCUGCUGAAGCACCAGCGCACCCACACCGGCGACCGCCCCUACACCUGCACUCAGUGUGGCAAGGGCUUCGUCCAAUCCAGCCACCUGCUGGUGCACCAGCGCACCCACACUGGCGAGCGCCCCCACACCUGUGCCCGGUGCGGCAAGGGCUUCACCCACUCCAGCAACCUGCUGAAGCACCAGCGCACCCACACUGGCGAGCGCCCCCACACCUGUGCCCGGUGCGGCAAGGGCUUCAUCUGCUCCACCCAACUGCUGUCCCACCAGCGGCUGUGGCAGCACCGGCGUAAACAACGGUGA
This is a messenger RNA of Amblyraja radiata (thorny skate), 624 nucleotides long. RefSeq names its product zinc finger protein 239-like. Lineage: Eukaryota; Metazoa; Chordata; Chondrichthyes; Rajiformes; Rajidae. Gene Ontology annotation, biological process: regulation of transcription by RNA polymerase II. The transcript is spliced from 2 exons. The annotation marks the transcript as partial. Gene Ontology annotation, molecular function: DNA-binding transcription factor activity, RNA polymerase II-specific; RNA polymerase II cis-regulatory region sequence-specific DNA binding. The record is from RefSeq and is a predicted model, not a curated record.